Molecule: messenger RNA, 975 nt
Organism: Metarhizium brunneum ARSEF 3297
Lineage: Eukaryota; Fungi; Ascomycota; Sordariomycetes; Hypocreales; Clavicipitaceae
Source: RefSeq, a predicted model, not a curated record
AUGGCGCACGAGGGUGAUGUAGAGAGCCAAAGCAAUCCUCACGAGGAGACACCACUGCUAAACGGCGAGCCGUCAAGUCCGAGGGUCGAUGAUCCCGAGUCCGAGCCCGGGAGGGGUAGAUGGAGUUACUGGAGACUAUUUUGGGCCGUCCUCGCAGUUGUCGUCGCCAUUGUUUUUAUCAAGGGCUGGAUUGAUGCGGGCAGCGACGUUGAUCCACUUCGCACGAUAAUGAAUUACCAGUACCGCUUUGGGACCUCGUUUACGACUGCGACCCAGACCCUAUAUCACGCAGGAGGGCUCGGUCGCUACUAUCAGGGUCUCACAGCUGCACUUGUUCAAGGUCCCCUUGCAAGGUUUGGAGAUACCGCUGCAAAUGCCGGCAUCCUUGCCUUGCUACAGUCCAAUUCAUACUUGAGUCAAUUGCCCUCGCCCGCAAAAACAGUCUUUGCUUCUCUUUGUGCUGCCGGUUUCCGGAUGGUCCUCACUCCCAUUGAUACUCUAAAGACAACUCUCCAAGCACAAGGACCUAGUGGAAUCGACUUGCUGCGCCAGCGCUUCCAGAAAUACGGAAUUGCGACACUGUGGUGGGGAGCAUUUGCUACGGCGGGAGCAACUUUUGUCGGGCAUUAUCCGUGGUUUGCUACGUAUAAUCUCCUGAACGAAUCCAUCCAGGAGCCGCCCAAGUCGGAAUUAUUCCUGUGGUUGCUGCGUCUAGCUUUCAUCGGAUUUGUCGCAUCCCUUAUUUCCGACUCCGUGUCAAAUUCCUUGAGAGUCGUCAAGACAUAUCGUCAAGUCAACGACACCCAAGUCUCUUAUACCGAGGCGGUUAAGCUGGUGAUUCAAGAGGAUGGAGUCCUCGGACUUCUCGGACGAGGCCUCGCAACGCGAAUACUAUGCAACGGUCUACAGGGCGUCUUGUUUUCCAUUUUGUGGAAAAUCUUUCUCGAUAUCUGGGAAAAGACGACCAGCUCCUAA